This is a messenger RNA of Magallana angulata, 576 nucleotides long. RefSeq lists its product as uncharacterized. The record is from RefSeq and is a predicted model, not a curated record. Lineage: Eukaryota; Metazoa; Mollusca; Bivalvia; Ostreida; Ostreidae. The transcript has 4 exons. The coding region runs from base 1 to 459 and encodes 152 amino acids.
AUGGACCUUCUUCUGGCUUUGAUUUUAUUGGUAAUGACAUCAAGCGGACUUGAAGCGUUUGAAACACAUCGCCGUAUAUGCCAUUCAAACGAGGUAGAUGUUGGAAUUCGCAAGGCAUCAUGGGAACCUGUUGCGAUCCAUACGUGUGUACCUGGCCCUCGAACACAUGAAUGUUUUGCAAUUGUGGGUACUGAUGGUUUCAACUGCACAGGCGAUUUUCAUCUGCAGGGUGGAUUGCCUCAUCAACGCAGCAUGUGCUGUAACAGAUUGAAUCACCAAUUGGUCGGGUGUACACUGCCUUUAAGAUCUUUCUCUUUUCAACGGGGCUUUGACAUUCAACUUGGAACCAAAGUAAUUAGAAGCAUCAAACCGAGCCCAACACAGAGUGAUAUAACGGCAUUUCGGGUAGAGAUUUGUAGUCUUUUCCCUCCAGCAUAUGACCCGUUUUUGAAGAAGUGAACAGCCAAAGCAUACUGAAUUGUUUUUAAACAACUCUGAAACCAGUGAAGUGUGACGACCAAUAUCAAAAUCAGCAAAACUUUUUGGAAAUGUUUGAUCAUAAAAUACAUCAGUAAU